CACAUAUAUAUUCCGGGUUUUACUUUAUGCGUGUUUAGAUCACUGUAUCAACAGCUUACUCCACAUUUUCUGGUGUUAAAUGAUCUUUUAUCGAACUGGAUAUAUCCCCCUUCACGUCCCACCCACCAUCAGUUUCGGGAAACAGCAAGUGCGUAACAAACCUAAGCAGGAAGCGUCUUUUGUUGUGAUUGUCCUAUCAAGAAAACACGAACAAAUACACCAAAGGCAAUGGCAAGCGCACCUCCGUUGGAGACAUCAACUCUCGUGGGAUUCCCACCACCUCCACCCUAUGAGGAGACAAUGGGUACAGUCCCACUGUACACACCAGGACCGAUGUACUAUCCUCCAAAUGAUGUGAAGGGAGCUCAGCCUCCAUAUCCACAACAAGCCUAUGGAGAGAUGUAUCCACCACCCCCAGGAGCUCAACCGGUCACCACACCUGUUGUGUCUGUUCAGACGGUGUAUGUCCAGCCUGGUGCGCUGUUCAGAGAUAUCCCAGUUCAGGUACAUUGUCCAGAAUGCACACAGAAUGUGACGAGUCAGCUGGAUUUCACAUCAGGUACAUUAACCUGGCUCUCUUGUGCAGGCCUGGCCAUUUUUGGUUGUUUCUAUGGGUGUUGCCUGAUUCCCUUCUGUGUGGAUAGUUUGAAGGAUGUAACCCACCGCUGUCCAAACUGCCGCAGAACUUUAGGUGUUUACACAAGAAUCUGAAGCAUUUGCAGAGGAGCUGUGAAACAUACCUGAUGUGUAUCUGAAGAACAAAAUCUCAUCAAAUUAACUUGAGCAUUUUCACUGCUGUUGACACAACUGAAAUACAUAUACAUGUUUAUCAAUCUAUCUAUUCCUUAAUAUGCAUUUUACACUGACAUUCUUAAAUUUAUACUCACUGUGAUAAAGUAAAUAGCACAUAUACA
Molecule: messenger RNA, 914 nt
Organism: Triplophysa dalaica
Lineage: Eukaryota; Metazoa; Chordata; Actinopteri; Cypriniformes; Nemacheilidae
Gene: litaf
Product: lipopolysaccharide-induced TNF factor
Exons: 4
Coding region: 229-711 (160 amino acids)
Molecular function (GO): zinc ion binding
Source: RefSeq, a predicted model, not a curated record